AUGGCCAGAUGGGCAGCCCUGGUGGUGCUGGUUGCGGUGGGUACAGCAGUGGCAGUGGCCACCAACCCCGGCUUCGUGGCCAGGAUCACGCAGAAGGGCCUUGACUACGUCUGCCAGGAGGGAGUGGCCAAGCUGCGGAAAGAGUUGGAGAAAAUCAACAUCCCUGAUAUCUCAGGAAAAGUUAAGAUGAAGCCUUUUGGAAAAGGACAUUACAGCAUCUACAGCAAAACUAGUGGCAAUUUUGACCUGAGAGUGGAAGGCAUCUCUAUUUCGGCUGAUCUGAAGCUGGGCAGUGACCCCGGGUCAGGACACCCCACCGUCACCUGCCCCAGCUGCAACAGCAACAUCAACAGUGUGCAUGUGGGCAUCUCAGGCAGCAAACUGGGGUGGCUGAUCAGACUCUUUCGCAGUAAAAUUGAGUCUGCACUCCGAAGAGCCAUUAACAGCAAGAUCUGCAAUGUAGUGGCCAACUCCGUGUCCUCUAAGCUACAACCUUACUUCCAGACUCUGCCAGUGACAGCCAAAAUAGAUGCUGUGGCUGGGAUCGAUUACUCACUGGUGGCACCUCCAACAGCCACAGCCGACAGCCUGGACGUGAAGCUGAAGGGAGAGUUUUUCAGGCUGGCCUACCGCACCCCGCCUCCCUUUGCCCCACCAGCACUGGCGUUUCCCACUGACCACCACCACAUGGUAUACCUGGGCAUCUCCGAGUACUUCUUCAAUACUGCAGGGCUCGUGUACCACACAGCUGGAGUCAUGAGGCUGGCCUUCACGGAUGACAUGAUUCCACAGGAAUCCAAAUUCCGAUUGACAACCAGAUCCUUUAGAUCCUUCCUACCUCAGGUGGACAAGAAGUUCCCCAACAUGAAGAUGCAGCUCUUCCUGUCUGUCUCCUCCCCACCUCAACUGGCUGUGGACCCCACCGGCCUCACCCUCACCCCUACACUGGAGGCCCAGGCCUUUGCAGUCUUCCCGAACUCCUCCCUGACCUCCCUCUUCCGGCUUGGCUUGAUCAUGAACAUUUCUGUGGUGGUUGGUAUCAAGUCUGACAGGCUUGUUGGAGAGCUGAUGAUGAACAAGCUGCACCUGGAACUGAAGCACUCAGCUAUUGGCUACUUCCCGGUUCAGUUGCUGGAGGCUGUCAUGAACUAUUUUGUGCCCACUGUUUUGCUUCCCAAGGUCAAUGAGAGACUGCAAAGAGGCAUCCCUCUCCCACUGCCUGCCCACAUCCAGCUCUCCAACAUGGUGCUUCGGCCUUACCAGGAUUUCCUGCUGUUCGGGACAGAUGUUAAGUAUGGCUAA
This is a messenger RNA of Orycteropus afer afer, 1302 nucleotides long. RefSeq names its product bactericidal permeability increasing protein (gene BPI). The coding region runs from base 1 to 1302 and encodes 433 amino acids. The transcript has 14 exons. NCBI's taxonomy places the organism in Eukaryota, Metazoa, Chordata, Mammalia, Tubulidentata, Orycteropodidae. Gene Ontology annotation, biological process: lipopolysaccharide-mediated signaling pathway; negative regulation of macrophage activation; negative regulation of interleukin-8 production. The record is from RefSeq and is a predicted model, not a curated record. Gene Ontology annotation, molecular function: lipopolysaccharide binding.